Talaromyces marneffei is the source of this 579-nucleotide messenger RNA. RefSeq lists its product as uncharacterized. The coding region runs from base 1 to 579 and encodes 192 amino acids. The record is from RefSeq and is a predicted model, not a curated record. The transcript is spliced from 2 exons. NCBI's taxonomy places the organism in Eukaryota, Fungi, Ascomycota, Eurotiomycetes, Eurotiales, Trichocomaceae.
AUGGCUUCAAUGGAGCUCGCACUUGCAGCAUUACGUUCAGCGGAUCCUGGAGAAAAGCCCAAUAUUAGUUUGGUUACAAGAACAUACGGUGUUAGCCAAUCGGGCCUUUAUAAACGUUUUCACGGUGUUACCGGCUCAAAAGAAGAGCAAUACGAUAAGCAACGAAUACUCACCACCACGCAAUCACGAGCGCUUAUAAAAUGGAUAAAUCAACUCACCGAGCGAGGCUUGCCCCCUACGAAUUCAAUGUUGGCGAACUUUGCAAGAGAAAUAUCUGGUAAAGAGCCUGGGAAAAACUGGGCUUCACGCUGGCUCAAGGCUCAUUCGGAUAAGGUGAUUUCUCGCUAUUCAACGGGCCUUGAUUCGGAUAGAAAAAAGGCAGAUUCGGCAUAUAAAUAUGCUUUAUAUUUUGAGCUUAUUGGACGGAAAAUAUGGCAAUAUAACCUCGGCCCAGAGCAAAUCUAUAAUAUGGAUGAGAAGGGCUUCAUGCUUGGAGAGGCUAUAAGCAGCAUCUUCAGGAUGGAAAUCGAGAAUGGAUUACAACAAUUGGUUGUAUUUGUGCCAAUGGAACUGCUUUAG